Zingiber officinale is the source of this 1484-nucleotide messenger RNA. Its product is annotated as nuclear pore complex protein NUP58-like. Gene Ontology annotation, molecular function: structural constituent of nuclear pore. Gene Ontology annotation, biological process: nucleocytoplasmic transport. The record is from RefSeq and is a predicted model, not a curated record. Lineage: Eukaryota; Viridiplantae; Streptophyta; Magnoliopsida; Zingiberales; Zingiberaceae. Gene Ontology annotation, cellular component: nuclear pore. Bases 33 to 1061 code for a protein of 342 amino acids. The transcript has 5 exons.
AUUCGGAGCUUUAGGUAUCUGGUUGGGCCGCCAUGGCGGAGACAGAUUCCCCUGGGAGUCCGAUCUCUACCUUCCCGUUCCUGUCGCCCUCGCAGUACUCGCCCGACACCCCGAGAGGGCUCCCCCUCUCGCCGCUGAGCUCGACCUCAACUCCUCGACCGUCGAAAACUCGAUCGCGCCUGCGUGCGGGGAACAAGGCGUUGCUGCAGCCGCGGGCUCUAUGGCCUUCGGACACUCCGGAGCCUGAGCAAUCGGUCUUGCAGUUACAGAAUCCGAACCCUCUGGGGCAGCAAGUUCUCCGGAAGCAACUUGCGGGGGCAGCGGUGGUUGUGCCGGGUGCGCAGUAUCAUCCGCAGGCUUUGCUGCUCGCCACAGAUGGCGAGCCUGCGGGAUACGACUCCAAGUUCGAGGAUCUGCAUCCUGAAUCGCAGAGUAUUCUACUGCAGCUCGAGGCGUGGAUUUAUGAGUACAAGGCUGAAAGUAACAGAUUGGAUCAAUGCAGUCGGCUUUUUGGUUCAUCUGCGUUAAUUGAUGCCUUUGAGCUUCACUCUAACAGGACUUUCAAGGAACUUGGGGUUAUUUGUGCUGCAAUAGAAAGGCAAAGAGUUUUAUUGCAAGAAAAAUUGACAUUUGUGAAAAGAAUGUUGCUGGAUGCAGAAAUUGUUGUCCAGUCAUUUAUGCUUCUUAGCCAAUUCUUCUUUCGUCAAAAUGUUUUGACUGUAGGGCAUAUUUCUCAUGAGAAUAUGUGGAGUGUAGCGUUGAUUUCUGGUUUCAAUAAUGGAGUUCCAAAAAAGCCUUCAACUUUUAUGGUGAAUACAGUUGCUAGACAAGAGAUGUGCCUGAAUGAGAUUUACCAGUGUGUUGAACAUUUACACCAAGUGCUCAUGAAUGAUACUAGAAUGACACUCUCAGAUGCUUUAAAGGCUUUACCAAUCACUAUCUCUAAUACACAUGACUUCUUCGUCUACAUAGUUUCGAAGGUAGAAAGACUUCAUCACUGUAUUGAAUCCAUGAAAGAAGCAUAUCUUGCUCAUCAGCAUCAAGCAGGGGAACAAAAGUGAUCCAUUUCUUGAGGCUAUGAAAAGGGAAGAUGCUCCCAAACUAGUUCAUUCAUCAGUUCGCUUUUCAACUUCCCCACAACCAACUAUUCAACUUGUUGGAACCAGUGCUGUCUAAGCUUUCCACAAUUGUUUACUUUGUACUAAUGUUUGCAAUGACAGCUUCUACCCAGCCUUAGUUUUCCCUUGAAACAUCAGUCUCUUGCUACAGUGCAGAAAAGUUGCAAGCAAGUAGUUGCAGUAGCAUAAGCGAAUAUGUCGUCAGCUAAGGCAAGAUGUUUCUACGUUCUUAUUCACAACUUUCUCUUAAAACUUUUCUCUUUGUAGAUUGAAGUAACAAUUUGUUAAUUUCAACUAAAGACGUUUCGUUGAUAUCUGUGUUAGAACCGGAACUCUAGCAUUUUAACCAAUUAAUCCAAAUUCAAA